Messenger RNA from Rotaria sp. Silwood1, 1212 nucleotides. Lineage: Eukaryota; Metazoa; Rotifera; Eurotatoria; Philodinida; Philodinidae. The record is from the annotation of a GenBank genome assembly.
AUGAAGAGCUAUACAAAAGAGAAGCUGAUUAGUGCUGUCGAAAGUGAUUUUAGUUCACCUGUUGCUGCCGAAAAGUUUAAUAUACCUGAAAGAACCAUACGUUCUCAUAGGCAAAUGCCAUUACAAAAGGUUGGUGCUGGCCGAUAUCGUUAUCUUAAUGAUAACGAAGAAAAUCAUCUAGUUUCAUUAUUUCAAAUUUUACCGAAUUAUGGAUUUUCAUUAACUGCUGGUGUUGCUAUUAACAUCUCAUCUGAAUAUAUGAAAUCACUUGGUUUGUCCUUCAAACCUGGACGAAAAUGGUUACAAGCAUUUGUCAAGCGACAUCGUAUGAAAAUUAAAUGGAAAAAAGAAGAAAAACUUGAGCGAAUAUGUGCUGGAAAAUUUAUUGAAGAAACACGUCGUGGUUGGUGUGGGUGUGGGUGCGGGUGUGGGUGUGGGUGGGUGUCGAGUGUGGAUGUGGGUGUGUAUUAUCUUGUCAUGGACACCCACACCCACACCCUCUUUAUUUUCUUCGAAAAACACGUGAGUCCCACGGAACAACAGUCAUUGGAAGGAUUUUAGCUCUUCUUUUUUUGCUCUGUUUUAUAUUAUCUUCAGUAUAGAAUUUCAUACAAAAUACUCGCUUAUUUCUGAAAGAUUGGAAGUUUAUGACAAAGAUUAAUUCGUUUUUAAUUGGUAUGCAGGUGUUUUGUUAUAUCAUUAUUUGCUUUGCUUCCCCACGCCUCUCUGCUUAUAUACUCAUUUCAUGAGCGAUGUGUACUUCUUUCGCUUAUCUUUUUGCAUACACGCAUCAUCAUGCUGUCUCUACAUAUAAAAAUGAUCGCCCAUCAAACAAAUAAAUGUUCUAUCCUGUUGCUAACACGAGAGUGAGUAUGGCCUUCUUUCGCAGGCUCUGUUUAGGCUUGAUGUCCAUCAGUAGCCGGCGAUACUGAGUAAAAGAGGCAAAAACGUCUUAAAAACAUUUUAAAAACACAUUUCGCAUAGCAUUUAUGUGCUUUGAUUUAUGCUCGAACAAAAUACUUAUUCUCUGUGAUUCAUUAAAAACAUUCCUUUCUUAGAUAAUAUAUAAGAUAGAGUCGUACCCGAACAUUUAAUUAAUUUACAUAUGUUAAGCCUAAUUCAUUGUAAUGAUAACGAUCUUGAUUAAAUGUAAGGUUUUUUAAUAACAAGUAACGUUCAUCGUCAAGCGAUUCACUUAGCCCUAGACUGAUA